Molecule: messenger RNA, 396 nt
Organism: Asparagus officinalis (garden asparagus)
Lineage: Eukaryota; Viridiplantae; Streptophyta; Magnoliopsida; Asparagales; Asparagaceae
Product: egg cell-secreted protein 1.1-like
Exons: 1
Coding region: 1-396 (131 amino acids)
Biological process (GO): regulation of protein localization to cell surface; double fertilization forming a zygote and endosperm; regulation of double fertilization forming a zygote and endosperm
Cellular component (GO): vesicle; extracellular region
Source: RefSeq, a predicted model, not a curated record
AUGGCCAAACCAGCAGCAACUUUGUUCGUCGUCUUCAUCCUCCUCGUCGCCGCUACGAACGCGACCCCACCGCCAUCGCUGCAACCAACACUCGAAGAGCUCGAGCUCGAGCCCUUCCCCCCGACAGAAGAAGCCCCGUCGCCAAGCUUAGGCGCCGACUCCGUUGAAGACCUCAAGUUCAUGCUCCCGUUCCUCAACGGCGAGUGCUGGAGCACGAUAAAGGACGUCCCGGGGUGCGCAGCCGAGGUCCUUCAAUCCAUCUUCACCUUCAGGCUCAGGAUCGGGCCCAACUGCUGCGGCGUGAUUCUGAACAUCGGCGACAAGUGCCUGCAGGAUUUGUUCGGUGUUUUGCCUUUCAACCCUGCGAGCCUCGUCUGCCCUCCUCCCGAGUACUGA